ACCUCGCCUGCUCUGCACCGUCUUCAAUAGCGAACACUCCCCCUUGGUAAGGGGUUAUUUGUGCCAAAAUGAAGCUCGUCAGAUUUUUGAUGAAAUUGAACAAUGAGACAGUGACCAUAGAGCUCAAAAAUGGGUCUAUCGUGCACGGGACGAUCACUGGCGUGGACAUGCAGAUGAACACACAUCUGAAGACGGUUAAGAUGACCGCUCGCAACCGUGAACCGACAACCCUCGACUCACUCUCCAUCCGCGGAAACAACAUCCGUUACUUCAUUCUUCCAGACGCCCUUCCCGUCGAUACCCUUCUAGUCGACGAUGCGCCUAAACCCAAGGCCAGGAAGAGGGACGACGCGCGGGGACGUGGACGAGGCAGAGGGGACCGGGGUCGUGUUCGCGGAAGGGGCCGUGGCAGGGGACG
This is a messenger RNA of Gloeophyllum trabeum ATCC 11539, 418 nucleotides long. Its product is annotated as Sm-like ribonucleoprotein. Gene Ontology annotation, molecular function: RNA binding. The annotation marks the transcript as partial. Gene Ontology annotation, cellular component: catalytic step 2 spliceosome; U5 snRNP; SMN-Sm protein complex. The transcript has 3 exons. Gene Ontology annotation, biological process: RNA processing; spliceosomal snRNP assembly. NCBI's taxonomy places the organism in Eukaryota, Fungi, Basidiomycota, Agaricomycetes, Gloeophyllales, Gloeophyllaceae. The record is from RefSeq and is a predicted model, not a curated record.